Chironomus riparius is the source of this 3504-nucleotide messenger RNA. The record is from the annotation of a GenBank genome assembly. NCBI's taxonomy places the organism in Eukaryota, Metazoa, Arthropoda, Insecta, Diptera, Chironomidae.
UGGAAUUGAAAUUUUUAAGUGUCAAAAAUGCUUUCGUAAAUGACCUAAUAUUAUAUCUAAAUGUAAGCGAGAGAAAUAUGCUUAUUAGACCAGAAUGAGUCAUUUACAGAGAGAUGAACUUAAUACAAAUCUUUUCGGAAAGUGAAACAUAAACAGAGAGCUUGAAUAUAAAAUUUGUGAGAGAAUAUAACGUUGUGAGACUUUAGUUUACUGAAUGUCUGCUUAGUGUCUGAGCAGUCGUCGAUGUUUUCACAUCGAUUUAAAUUGACGAGAAGAAUUGUAAAAAAAAGUACUUUGAAAUUCCUUCCGCAUAUCCAAUAAAAAGAAGAAUCAAAAAGAAUCAAAUCAAAUAAAUCAUUUCUUGUGAAUGAAUUGAGUGCGUGAAACAAGAAGCAAAAAGAUGAAUGAAAAUAAUUUUGAAGAAAAACUUCGAUUAAUUUUCAUUCUCCGACAGUGAAAAAAAAAGUUUUUGGCUCUUUAUAUUUUUCCAUUCAUAUAAAGGAUAAGAAAAUUUCAUUGAAAAUCAAACCCUUCAUUAUUAAGGAAUAAAAGUUAUAGAAAAUUUUUUAAAAGUUUUAAGCAGAGUAGAAAAGUUUAAGUAAAAAUACAUAGUGAAAAUAUUAGAAAUGCCAAAAAUUAGGAAGCUUAAUUUGAUAUCCUUGGCAAAAAUGCGACGAAAUGUGAAAUUUUUCAUAGUAUUUUGUAUCUCAUGGAUGUUUGUGCUAUUAUAUUAUUUACAAGGAUCUGCAAAUAAGAAUGAAAAUAGAGCUUUAAGAUUGCGUGAUGGCGUUGUUACAUUAUCAAGUCUCUUGGGAGAUGAUAUAAGUGCUUCCACAUCACCAAAUAAUAAUAUUAAUCUUCAUAAUCAUCAUCAUUUGGGCUCAUUAGCGUCAUUUUCGUCUUCAGAUGCUGCACCACCACCGCGACUUUCGUGGGAUUAUUUUGAUGAGAUUGGAUAUAUAAAAAGGGGAGGAUUGAGAACAGGAGAAGAUCCAUAUAUAAGAAAUCGUUUUAAUCAACAAGCUAGUGAUAGUCUUUCAAGUAAUCGUGAUAUUCCAGAUACUAGAAAUCCAAUGUGCAGGAGAAAAAAAUGGAUAAGCAAUUUACCUCCAACGAGUGUAGUUAUUACAUUCCACAACGAAGCUCGCAGCACGCUUCUGAGAACGAUAGUCAGUGUACUUAACAGGAGUCCAGAUCAUUUAAUUAAAGAAAUUAUUUUAGUAGAUGACUUCUCGGAUCAUCCUGAAGAUGGUUUAGAACUUGCAAAAAUAAAUAAAGUAAGAAUACUUCGAAAUGAAAAACGAGAAGGUCUUGUGAGAUCGAGAGUAAAAGGAGCGGAAAUUGCAACAGCCGAGAUUCUCACAUUUCUUGACAGUCAUUGUGAAUGUAAUGAGGAUUGGUUACCCCCACUCAUUGAACGUGUCGUUGAAGAUGAAACUAGAGUCGUUUGUCCCGUAAUUGACGUCAUAUCUAUGGAUAAUUUUCAAUACAUUGGAGCAUCUGCAGAUCUUCGUGGUGGUUUUGAUUGGAAUCUUGUAUUCAAAUGGGAAUAUCUAUCUCCACAAGAGCGACAAGCAAGGCAGAAGGAUCCUACAACAUCCAUUCGUACGCCUAUGAUUGCUGGAGGGUUGUUUGUUAUUAAUAAAACAUAUUUUGAAAAACUUGGAAGGUAUGAUGAGAAAAUGGACGUGUGGGGUGGUGAAAAUCUUGAAAUAUCGUUCCGUGUGUGGCAAUGUGGAGGAAGUCUAGAGAUUAUUCCAUGUUCUCGUGUUGGACACGUAUUUAGGAAAAGACAUCCUUACACCUUCCCAGGCGGGAGUGGAAAUGUUUUCGCUCGGAACACACGUCGUGCUGCUGAAGUUUGGAUGGAUGACUAUAAACAGUAUUAUUAUGCUUCUGUACCAUUGGCUAAGAAUAUUCCAUUCGGAAACAUUGAAGAUAGAUUAGCAUUAAAGGAAAAACUUCACUGUAAGCCAUUUAAAUGGUAUUUAGAAAAUGUCUAUCCUGAGCUUAUCGUACCAGAAACACAAGCCAGAGGAAGUAUAAGACAAGGACCGUAUUGUGUGGAUACAUUAGGACAUUUAGUUGAUGGAACUAUUGGAUUGUAUCAAUGUCACGAAACUGGCGGCAAUCAGGAAUGGAUUUUUACAAAACGUGGUCAAAUAAAGCAUAUUGAUUUAUGUCUCACACUAGUCAAUUUCACUCGCGGCUCAAUGGUUGUAAUGAAAUAUUGUGAUGAAUCGGAAAAUCAACAGUGGGUGAUGAGAGAUGGAGGACUUUUGCAGCAUAGCAAAAUAAAUGUAUGUCUAGAUUCACGGUUGGUGACAGAACGUGGGAUAACUGCAGAACGAUGCAAUUCUGCGCUUGAGACACAACAAUGGCGAUUUAUGUCGGAUCUGUCAUGAAAGUAAUUUUAAACAGCAUUCCUGUUGUUUUGUAUUCUUUUUAUUAAUAGCAUAAAUGAUGACAAUGUAUUUGAUGUGAAUUUGUGGAGACUAAAUGUUUCAUUCUAAAUAAAUAGUUAUUUAAAUGAAUGAAAAAUCCCAAGAUAUGUUUCAGCUUAAACAUUCUUAGUUAUAAACUCCAUAGAUUCACUAAAUAAACGAAAUUUUUAAUUUUUGCUCAAUUUUUUCUUCUUAUUGUGAUUUAAAAAUAAGGUUCAUUAAAAGAAAAAAAAGGAACAAAUUGUAAUAGUAGGAAAGAAUAUAAAAAUGUAAGACAUGUUUUGUAGCCUAAAAGUAUAGACUAAGUUAUGAUGUUACAUAAAUCACGAUAAAGACAGGAUUUAUAGACGAUUUUUGUUAAAACUAUAAACGAUUUCUUGUUAUUUAAUUUUUAUUUUAAAUCUCUACUUAUUAUUAUUGUCAAUUUCUGCUGUAAAUGUUUAUCAAAUAGCUCAAUUCAAUACAUUUCCAUCAUUUUCAAAUAAUAAUAUUUUUUUGUGAUAAAAGAUUUAUUAAAUUAAUAACAACAUUAUAAAAUUAUUGAUUAAAAAUCCUUUUUACUAAAUCUAUAAUUAAAAUCCUUUCAAUUUUUUAGCUUUAAUCAUUUUCUUGCAUAAACAAUAAUAUUCUGAUAAUGUUUUAAUUCAGAAUGCUUAAUCUUGUAAAUGCAUCUUUUAAUAUCCAAGUUAAAAAAUUUUUUUUAUAUACAAACGCUAAUUUUCAAUUAUUUCAAAUCUCUAAUUUACAAUAUUAAAAAUCUUAAAACAAUUUAAUAAAUGUAAAAACCAAUUGAUAUUGGAACUCUAAUAAGAUAAAACUCCUUAUUAAUGAAAACUGUCUUCGAACAAGCAUAACUUAUGUAAAUUAUUAAACAAAUUACAUCAAAAAAUAUGAAACCAAAAAAUGUUAAAUUUUCUUUUCAUUUUAUGUUCUUUUGAACGUUUUAUUAACUUGUAUAAAAACAUCAGAGAAUUAAAGUUCUGAAGUACAUUAUAUAUUAUUAAGUUAAAGAGAUAUGAGUAAAAAGGUUGUUAAUUAAUUCGUACACUAAAUGAUAUUG